Molecule: messenger RNA, 1526 nt
Organism: Sardina pilchardus (European sardine)
Lineage: Eukaryota; Metazoa; Chordata; Actinopteri; Clupeiformes; Clupeidae
Product: stromelysin-1-like
Exons: 10
Coding region: 9-1400 (463 amino acids)
Biological process (GO): proteolysis; collagen catabolic process; extracellular matrix organization
Cellular component (GO): extracellular matrix
Molecular function (GO): zinc ion binding; metalloendopeptidase activity
Source: RefSeq, a predicted model, not a curated record
ACGCUUCCAUGCAUCCUGACGAGACUUCCAGUGACCUGACUCUGGCAACAGAAUAUCUUCAGCACUUUUACAACUUUGAGAAGGAGCCACUCACUCGCACAAAGCGCAGCAAUCCCUCUUUCUCCUCCAAGCUGGCGGACAUGCAGAGCUUCUUUGGGCUCGGCAUCACAGGCAGCCUGGACUCCCAGACGCUGGAGGUGAUGAGGACUCCCCGCUGUGGGGUGUCAGAUGUGGAGGACUACAGCCACGGCUCACUCACACGCUGGAAGAAAAACAAAGUCACUUUUGGUAUUGGCAGGUACACUACCGAUAUGCCCGCUCAUGUUGUGGAUUCUCUGAUCGGCUCUGCAGUGGCAGUGUGGGCCAGGGCUAGUUUGCUGACGUUUGUCAGGUCAUACUCUGACAAGGCUGACAUCUUGAUGGAUUUCACCUAUGGAGCACAUGGGGAUUCCUUCCCAUUUGAUGGUCCCGGAGGCACACUGGCUCAUGCCUUCGGACCUGGUGAGGGCCUGGGUGGAGACAUUCACUUUGACGACGAGGAAUACUGGUCAGCAGGAUCCAAAGGUUUCAACUUGUUUCUAGUGGCAGCACAUGAGUUUGGGCAUGCCUUGGGUUUAAAGCACUCAAGAGACCCCAAGUCUCUGAUGUAUCCAGUCUACAGGUCUCAGGCCCAGAAAGUCUUACUCUCCAGUGACGACAUCAUAAACUUUAAUGCACUUUACGCAUCGCAGAGACAGAGGCCAAAGCCCCCCUCGAGGUUUGUUUGGCCUCCCCGAUUCAGACUUUUCUACCCAGGUUCUCGUCUACCUCUGGCUCUACAGGAGACGUGUGACCCGAACCUGUCUUUUGAUGCUGUGACAGAUAUCAUGGAGGCACUCUUCUUCUUCAAAGACAGGUAUUUGUGGAUCAAGCAUGAUGAGCAAUAUGACAUUAAAGAGGGACCCAUCCACAACUUCAUGCCUAAAAUUGAUAAGAACAUCAAUGCUGCCUACUCGGUUCCACAAAGAUCAACUGCCUACCUUUUCAAUGGAACCCGUUACUGGAUCAUGAGGGGGUCACUAAUAAAGGGACGGACAAAACAUAUCAGGACCUAUGGAUUUCCAUCAUGGGUGAAAAAAAUAGAUGCUGCAGUUCACAUCACGAACAUUGGACGUACCCUUUUCUUUACUGAGGAUAAAUACUGGAAAUAUAAUGAGAAUCGUAAAACCAUGGAGAAACUGUUCCCUAGACCAAUCAAAGAUGAUUUCCCUGGAAUUAAUAUGACUGUGAACGCUGUGGUUUAUAAAGACGGUGUCAUCCACUUUUUCUCUGAUGCAGAAGUAUACAAGUACAAUUACUCAACAAAACAGAUCACUGGAGUUGAUAAGGCGAAUUCUUGGCUUGGGUGCAUGGAAAAAUAGAGAUGUUUAUCCUUACCACCUCAAUACUGUUGGCCUGUAUGUCAUAAUCCAUUAAAUUAUACUGACAUUUUAACUUGUCUAUUUUAUAAUGUUAAACUGAAAUUGUGCCUCUGUGUUUACACAACA